Messenger RNA from Porites evermanni, 1423 nucleotides. The record is from the annotation of a GenBank genome assembly. NCBI's taxonomy places the organism in Eukaryota, Metazoa, Cnidaria, Anthozoa, Scleractinia, Poritidae.
AUGCAUGACCUCUGGGAGCAACACACUGAGGAGAUGAAGAUUUUAACUGUAUGCAAUAAGGAUUGUACUGUAGAAUUUCAGCCAGGUGCGGACAUGUCAUGGCAGAGCUGGGCUGCCAAUGAACUCAACCAAGCAGCUAAAUAUCCUUCCCCUUAUGCCAAUGUGCAUAAAGGUAACAUGUGCACCAUGGGUGGAAGUAUUGGUUUCAGUGACAAUGACACCUUGAAGCCCUUCACUUUAGAGAAAAGAAAGUCACAUGAUGAAAAGGUAAGAAAUUUUAUGUCUUCUCUUUCUUCUAGUUUGACAGAAAAAAACAGGCAUGCUAGAAAGCUACAGUUCAUGGCUGAGAAUGGCAUCCGACAGCUAGGACUCCCUAGGAUUGGGCAGUUUGCUGAGCGGUUGAGGCCAGAACCAAUGCAUUUCAUUUUUGAGAUCAAUGCUUGGCAGCACUAUAUAUACAAUAUAUUUGACCCUUUUGUUUCUGUUUUGGCAGCACCCUUGGGUAGAGGAGAUGAAGAUGACAUUGAUGCGGUACAACUGCAAAAGUCGCUUGUGAAGAUUUCUAGCCUUGAGAGUGUUGGUGAGCGUGCUAGACAGCAAGACCUUUUAUAAGAAUCUGAGGAGAAACUGAGACAAACACCUUGAAAAGGCAGGCAAUGGUAGUGUGAGGAAAGCUUCAGGUAAGAGGGGAUGUGGGCUUGGGUAUCUUGCCUCAAGAGUUAGGGAUCACUACAGCGAUGAAUCUAACAGACAUAACAAGUUGUCAGUGAGACUGAUAGGCAAUCAAGCAAUUGCCUUGGCAAGAUAUUCCUUGUUGACACUUUAAAAUGUGAAAAUGAAACAGAGGCACAGAAAGCCAAACGACUGGCUCUUGGAAAAAUAGGUGAGUAUUUGAGAAAUGCUUGGGGACUUUUUAACAAAAUUGAGACUAAUUCUGCUCAAGUUGCAGAACUGAAGGAAGUGUGCGAAAUGUAUUUCAAUCUCAUCUCUUUGUUUUGUCCUUCCAGUGUAAAUGUCACAACAUGGACAGUUGGAUAUGCUAUUCCCUAUCAUGCAAAUUUGUUGUUUCAGUUUUAUAAGGUUGGUUAUGGCAUUGCCUCAUUGCAGGCUAAAGAGGCCAAACAUUCUGGUGUGAAAGAUGAUUUGACUUUAACUAACAGCACACUCAUUGUUGUUCGCUUUAAAACCAGUGGUUUGCAAACAGUGCAACACCCAUUUCGCUGAUAACGUAUUAUUGUCGUCUCAUUUAAAGUUCUGCAAUGCUGCUGGGUUAACAAGUUCAAAAAUAAAACCAGGUACAAUGACAGUACCUACCUUGAAAGAAGCCUUGCGCUCGAGAGGAUUGAGUGUUGCAGGUAAUAAGGAAGUUCUUGUAAAACGUCUUGAAGGUGCUCUAGCUGGGAAAGGUUAUCAUAUUUUUUAG